UUUUUCUCAACCGAACCCCGCGUCUUCUCUCUCUCUUUCUCUCUCUCUCUCUCUCUCUCUCUCUCCCACCUGACCUCAUUCCUCGGCCGGUUUUCUCCCCCCAAAACGCACCGUUUUUCUCGUCUCAGAUAUAUACUAUACAGUCUAUACUAUAGAAUACUAUACACACUCUCUGUUUCUGUAACAACAAGCUUGCUUUCAUGGGUAACUGUAACACAUGCGUGAGACCAGAGACCAGAGAAGAACAAUACGAUAGCAGGAAGAAGAGGAAGAAGAAGAGCAGCAACAAGAACAAGCCCACCACACCCAACAGGGACAGAAAACCAAACCCAUAUGCAGAGGAUGCUAUUCGAUCACCAGCUCCGAUCCGCGUCUUGAAAGAUGUGAUACCGUUGAGCCACAGAACCAGAAUCGGCGACAAGUACAUACUCGGACGCGAACUGGGUCGUGGAGAGUUUGGCAUAACGUACCUCUGUACUGACAGAGAGACCAAGGAAGCUUUGGCUUGCAAGUGUAUAUCGAAGCGGAAGCUGAGGACUUCGAUCGAUGUUGAGGACGUGAGGCGCGAGGUGGCGAUAAUGUCGAAUUUUCCGGAGCACCCGAACGUGGUGAGGCUUAGAGCUACGUAUGAGGACAGUGAAAAUGUGCACUUGGUCAUGGAGUUGUGCGAGGGAGGUGAGCUUUUUGAUAGGAUUGUGGCGAGAGGGCAUUAUUCUGAGAGAGCUGCAGCGAGUGUGGCGAGGACUAUAGCUGAGGUUGUGAGGAUGUGUCAUGCUAAUGGAGUCAUGCAUAGGGACUUGAAGCCUGAGAAUUUCUUGUUUGCUAAUAAGAAAGAGCAUUCGCCGCUUAAAGCUAUUGACUUUGGCCUCUCUGUGUUCUUCAAGCCUGGAGAGAAGUUCUCGGAGAUUGUGGGGAGUCCGUACUAUAUGGCGCCAGAGGUGUUGAAGCGGAACUAUGGGCCAGAGGUGGAUAUAUGGAGCGCCGGCGUGAUUGUUUAUAUUUUGCUAUGUGGGGUUCCCCCAUUUUGGGCAGAAACUGAACAGGGUGUUGCUCUUGCAAUUUUAAGAGGGAACAUUGAUUUCAGGAGGGAGCCUUGGCCUCAGAUUUCUGAAAGUUCUAAGAGCCUUGUUAGGCAGAUGUUGGAACAGGAUCCGAAAAAGCGGUUGACUGCUCAACAGGUGCUUGAUCACCCCUGGUUGCAAAAUGCAAAGAAAGCUCCAAAUGUCCCAUUAGGAGAUAUUGUGCGAUCAAGGCUCAGACAGUUUUCUGUGAUGAAUAGAUUCAAAAAGAAAGCCCUUAGGGUAAUUGCUGAACACUUGUCUGUUGAAGAGGUAGAAGUAAUUAAAGAUAUGUUUUCAUUGAUGGACACUGACAAAGAUGGAAAAGUAACAUAUGAGGAGCUGAGGGCUGGGCUUCGGAAGGUUGGUUCACAAUUGGCUGAACCAGAGAUAAAAAUGCUGAUGGAAGUGGCUGAUGUUGAUGGGAAUGGAGUACUGGACUAUGGAGAGUUUGUAGCAGUGACAAUUCACUUGCAAAGGAUGGAGAAUGAUGAGCAUUUCCGCAGAGCCUUUAUGUUUUUCGACAAAGAUGGAAGUGGAUAUAUUGAAUCAAAUGAACUAUUGGAAGCAUUAACAGAUGACUCUGGUGAAACUGAUACUGAAGUGCUGAAUGACAUCAUGCGUGAGGUUGACACAGACAAGGAUGGCCGUGUUAGUUAUGAGGAGUUUGUUGCUAUGAUGAAGACUGGAACUGAUUGGAGAAAGGCAUCUCGGCAGUAUUCAAGGGAGAGGUUUAAGAGUUUGAGCCUUAACCUGAUGAAAGAUGGUUCUUUGCAACUUCACGAUGGGAUGACUGGUCAAGCUAUUGCUGUAUGAUUUGAAUUUUUCAUCAUCUUAUUUUCUUCCCCAUUUUCUUUCCUUAUCAUUUAUAUACACAAAAAUAUGGUAUGUGGGGGGUUUCACCAAAUGUGAGUUUUGGGUAUAAGACUCGGUGAGGGGGAACACUGGAUAUUCAUCGGUGACACUGGCAAACAUAGUUCAAUUUUGGCCAUGUGGAUCAUGCAACUAGUGGCUGUGAACUGCCGGAGUUGUCAGGCGUUCCCGGAGUUUGUGGAAGUGUGUGUUACAGUUCUGGAAUGAGUGUCACACUAUCUUGUAUAUUGGUGUCAUGUUUUUCAAGGUUGAUGAUUCGAUAUUUAAGUUCUUUUCUAACAUUGUGCAGAAACCAGGUAGAGUUAUUUAUUGGAAAUGUGAACAUAAGAUAAAUUUUAAAAUGUUUUAAUUUUGCAUCAA
Molecule: messenger RNA, 2291 nt
Organism: Quercus robur (English oak)
Lineage: Eukaryota; Viridiplantae; Streptophyta; Magnoliopsida; Fagales; Fagaceae
Product: calcium-dependent protein kinase 10
Exons: 7
Coding region: 201-1874 (557 amino acids)
Biological process (GO): peptidyl-serine phosphorylation; intracellular signal transduction; protein autophosphorylation
Cellular component (GO): cytoplasm; nucleus
Molecular function (GO): ATP binding; calcium/calmodulin-dependent protein kinase activity; calcium ion binding
Source: RefSeq, a predicted model, not a curated record